Molecule: messenger RNA, 1954 nt
Organism: Hemibagrus wyckioides
Lineage: Eukaryota; Metazoa; Chordata; Actinopteri; Siluriformes; Bagridae
Gene: bnip3lb
Product: BCL2 interacting protein 3 like b
Exons: 6
Coding region: 41-721 (226 amino acids)
Biological process (GO): positive regulation of apoptotic process; mitochondrial outer membrane permeabilization; defense response to virus
Cellular component (GO): mitochondrial envelope; mitochondrial outer membrane; nucleus
Source: RefSeq, a predicted model, not a curated record
UAGGAACGCCGCGUGCGUGCACGUGCGAGCACGCGCGUGCAUGCUUGGCAGUCUCUUACACAAGCUUUCCCCGUUCAGAGGCGACGCGAUGUCCGACACUGCUGCUACACGAAACACGGGAGAGCCGGGAUUAAACGGCUCGUGGGUGGAGCUGGAGUUAGCCGGUAAUUCAUCGCUGACGUCACAGGGCGCCGCCCAGGGCACGCCCAGUCUGGCCCAGGUUGUGGAAGAGGAUGACGUGAUCGGCGGAGGGCUGGAACACGUGCCUUCUUCUUCCUCCAUCCACAACGGAGACAUGGAGAAGAUCCUGCUGGACGCACAGCACGAGUCCAGCCGUAGCAACUCCUCCUGUGACAGCCCACCGCGACCCCGCAGUCCACAGGAUGAAGGUCAGAUCAGCUUUGACGUGGACAGAGGAGAAAACCAGGAGGCACUGGAGAAGUUGAGGGAUGAUGAAAUUCUAAUGAAGGACUCGGACUGGGUGGCCGACUGGUCCAGCAGACCUGAGAACGUUCCUCCAAAGGAAUUCCAUUUCCGGCACCCUCGCAGGACCGUGACGCUCAGCAUGCGGAAAACUGGAGCUAUGAAGAAAGGAGGGAUCUUCUCUGCCGAGUUCCUCCGAGUGUUCCUCCCCUCACUGCUGCUUUCACACUUACUGGUCCUGGGACUCGGGGUGUAUAUCGGGAAGAGGUUGACCACGCCCCCUGCCAGCUCCUUUUAAGAGUGGGAUGUUGAAUCAGCACUCAGCCGUGACUCGUUUUUGGAUCGUUGAGAAUUUUGCAGUUUGUACCAGAACCCUAGCCUCCUCCUCACCCCAUAAUCCCCCCUUUUUUCCCCUCAUCCAUCUCUCCCCUUUUAUAUAUUUUAUUACAAUCCAUUUCUGCAUUGCUCGCACGUUCUGCUCGGCCUGGAUAGUGCCAUAAGUGACCAGGAGACGGAUAAAACCCCACCCACCCCCACCCCCUCUGUUCUGUACUCAUGUCCUGGAUGAUCACCGUUAUGUGUUUCAGUCUUGUGAGGGUGGACAAAAAGGUGGCAGAGUUUAAAGCAAACCUCGUGACAGACGUCAGAUUCUUGGGGAUCGAUGAUAUGAUUCCAGAAAUAUUCUAAAAAAAAAAUAAAAUUAAAUAAAAAAUAAGUAAAUAAAAAAAACGGCUUAAUUAACAUAAAAAAUCCCUUUAUAGCUUAUUGACAUAUUUUGGAUUUAUUCCAGCAUUUUAAUUUAUUUCUUCUUUAACGUAACAUUUUCCGGACUCCUUUUUACAGCGCCGUGAUUAAAACAAUGCCUUUUUUUCCUUUUUUUUUUUCUUAUUAUAAUAUGCGCAUUUAUACAUACACGCUAAGCCAGGACUUGUGCUAAUGAACAUUUUUUAUUCAUUAUCAGCAUCAAAAUUAGCAACAAAAAUUUUUUCCCAGAUUGAUUUAUUGGUGGAAUUUUUUUAAAGAAUGUAUUCCUGAGGCGAAGAUCCAGCAACACUAAUGAGAACCGAAUUAUCAGGAUUCAACACCACCAGGGGGCGCCAAAGUGCCGCUAGAAUAAAACCUGCAUUUCAAUUAUAACGUGAAUUUAUUAUUAUUAUUAUUAUUAUUUAUUUUUCAUUUUACCCCAAAUAAACAUGGUACAUGUGUGUAAGACCCAAAACUUUCCAGCGUAGGCGAGACCUGUUACAUGUGAAGUGUGUGAAUGUUGUUGAUGUAUUUAAAUUUGCGAGACUGCAGAUCGCUGUGAGGAUGAAGUGAGCGGAAAAAAGAUGGUCGUUUGUCUACUUUCUUGUGUUUGUGUCGCUUCAAUGUUAUCUGUUUGUUUUUCGUUAUCGGUCAUUUCUUUUGCUCCUUAUAAAUUUUAAAUAUUGCGAGUUGUCCCAAAAAACCAAACAAAAAUAGCUUUUAAACUAGAAGCUAAUCUGUAAAUGCCAUCGAUCAGUUCCUUCACAUUAAAGAUUAUAUUCUGAGA